Molecule: messenger RNA, 1212 nt
Organism: Penicillium nucicola
Lineage: Eukaryota; Fungi; Ascomycota; Eurotiomycetes; Eurotiales; Aspergillaceae
Gene: pkaC
Product: cAMP-dependent protein kinase catalytic subunit pkaC
Exons: 4
Coding region: 1-1212 (403 amino acids)
Biological process (GO): peptidyl-serine phosphorylation
Cellular component (GO): nucleus; cAMP-dependent protein kinase complex
Molecular function (GO): cAMP-dependent protein kinase activity; ATP binding
Source: RefSeq, a predicted model, not a curated record
AUGCCGAGCUUAGGAGGUUUACUGAAGAAGCGGCGAACGAAGGACUCGCACGAUUUUGGGGAUUCUCAUACUGACGAUUCAGGCGCAUCCAUGCAACCCGCAUCUCAUGCCUCGCCCCAACAUACGGGUCAAUCGAAUGCCGCCAGCAUCGACAACAUCAUAAACUCGAAUUCUGGAAAUUCAAAUGAGUCUCAAUCACAGAGUCAGCCCCAGGGGGGCCAACAGGCUCACAAGCCCGAAAGAGUGACCAAGGGGAAGUACUCCCAGGAGGACUUCCAGUUGCAGCGCACCUUGGGAACAGGGAGCUUCGGUCGCGUGCAUCUGGUGCAGUCCAAGCAUAACCACCGCUUCUAUGCCAUGAAGGUUUUGAAAAAGGCUCAGGUCGUCAAGAUGAAACAGAUCGAGCACACAAAUGACGAGCGUCGCAUGUUGAAUCGCGUUCGUCAUCCGUUCUUGGUGACUCUGUGGGGAACUUGGCAGGAUUCCCGCAACCUUUACAUGGUCAUGGAUUUCGUGGAAGGUGGUGAACUGUUCAGUCUUCUGCGCAAGUCACAACGAUUCCCCAACCCGGUUGCCAAGUUCUAUGCAGCUGAAGUUACGUUGGCUUUGGAAUAUUUACAUGCACAUCAAAUCAUUUACCGUGAUCUUAAGCCCGAGAAUCUGCUUUUGGAUCGCCACGGGCACCUGAAGAUAACUGAUUUUGGGUUCGCCAAAAAUGUCCCUGAUAUUACGUGGACGCUGUGCGGUACACCCGACUACCUUGCACCAGAAGUCGUUUCUUCCAAGGGUUACAACAAAUCCGUUGAUUGGUGGUCAUUGGGUAUCUUAAUCUUUGAAAUGCUGUGUGGAUUCACUCCCUUCUGGGACAGUGGAUCCCCAGUCAAGAUCUAUGAGAAUAUCUUGCGUGGGAAAGUCAAGUACCCUCCAUACUUGCAUAACGAUGCGGUCGAUCUCCUCUCGCAAUUGAUUACGUCUGACCUCACCAAGCGCCUUGGCAACUUGCACGGUGGCCCGAAUGAUGUCAAGAACCACGCUUGGUUCGCCGAGGUCACCUGGGACCGACUGGCGCGCAAGGAUAUCGAUGCGCCAUACAUCCCCCCCAUUCGCGGUGGACAAGGUGAUGCCAGCCAAUAUGACAAGUACCCCGAAGAGACAGAGCACUAUGGUCAAGAAGGCGAAGAUGCAUACGGCCACCUUUUCCCCGACUUUUGA